This is a messenger RNA of Aaosphaeria arxii CBS 175.79, 909 nucleotides long. RefSeq lists its product as uncharacterized. The record is from RefSeq and is a predicted model, not a curated record. NCBI's taxonomy places the organism in Eukaryota, Fungi, Ascomycota, Dothideomycetes, Pleosporales. The transcript has 2 exons. The coding region runs from base 1 to 909 and encodes 302 amino acids.
AUGAUCGGAGCUUAUUCCAGCUCACAUCUAGAGCGACGGCAAGGUGGUGGAGGAAACAACAACAACAAUAAUCCUAACACGAAUGGCUUCAAUAUUGUCAAUGGUCGCAUAUUUACACCAGGUCUCGGAAUAAUCCUAGCGCCUCAACCAAAUACACCGAUGGGCGGUGAUUUCCUCCAUAUAGCAAUCGACGUCUCUGGAGAUGGCAAACUUCCCGUGCCACCAAAGGAUAUAUCGGACCCGCUCACACAAGUCUUCAAUUUCACCAUGUUCUUGACGAGCAUUUCGCAGCAGAAGAAUUUCACAAUAUCUAACAUCACCACAACAACACCGCCAUUGGCGAACAUCAUGGACCAGGAGCUAGGACAGACCGUUAAACACAUCAACUUCGAAUGGCCGGAUUGCCUUGUUGGCGACGGACAGGACCAGGAUGGUUCGACGGCACGUGGCGAUUACAACAUCACAAUUCAUCAGAACUUUCGACUCAAUGGGAGCGACCAUUACAGUAUCUUCAAUCUCCCGAUCAGCGUCACUAAUAGCAUACCACAAUUCCCGGGCGCGGAUCAACUUCUCACAAAGCCCCCGCCAGGACCACUCAACGCAAAUGGAGGUCGCAUGAACUGUGAUCGAUUGAACAACCCGAUGAUCGGUUUCGGCGAGCUGGUAGAGAGUGUCAACAACCCACCAGGUCAACCAUUCCAAGAUAUCGCUAUUGAGACGACAGAGCGCAACGGAGGAGGUCAGAUCGGCGAUCCCGGUACGGCAAACCCUAAUGGUGAAAUCGGCAAUGGGCAAGGCAACGCCCAAGGCUCAUUGGGGGAGGGCUCCAGUAUGCGAUCCGCCAGUGGACGUUACGUGGAUGUUUUAGUGGUGGCCGCGAUCACAACUUUCGGUAUGUCAUUGGCCUGA